AUAUUCCGAUCUAAUCCGGUCGUUUAAUUACCGGCUCAGCUGGGUGCGCACCGCUCUCACAUGUAAUUAAGGCACUCAAUUAAAUUGGCAUGUAUAACUCGGCCAAGCAGGUACAGCGUGUGCUCACCGCUCGCGAAAUACGCAAAACAUUCAUCGAUUACUUCACGGCCAAUCAUGAGCACAAAUUCAUACGCUCCAGUCCGGUAGUGCCGUUCUGCGAUCCCACCGUCGCAUUCGUUAAUGCGGGCAUGAACCAGUUUAAAUCCGUUUUUCUGGGCACAGCAGCAGCGCCGCACAAGCGAGUCGUCAAUUCACAGAAAUGUGUACGAGUUGGUGGCAAGCACAACGAUUUGUCUGUGGUGGGUCAGGAUGGCUACCAUCACACGUUCUUUGAGAUGCUGGGCAAUUGGUCUUUUGGCGAUUACUUUAAGCGUGAGGCUUGUGCGAUGGCGUUGGAACUACUACGAGGUCCGUACAAUAUUGAUCCGUCGCGGUUGUAUGUCACCUACUUCGCCGGCGACAAGCUGCUUGGCAUACCCGCCGAUAUGGAGUGCUUUGACAUUUGGCGCAGCUUGGGCUUUCCUGCUGCGCGCAUCUUGCCCUUUGGCUCGAAGGACAACUUUUGGGAAAUGGGCACAACUGGUCCUUGCGGACCAUGCACCGAAAUUCACAUAGAUCAUAGACCUGGCUCGGAUCCGGGCAGCGUUGAGCAGCGAGCCAAGCUGGUCAAUGCAGGCCGAGCCGACCUCACUGAACUGUGGAACUUGGUGUUUAUACAGUACAAUCGCAAUACAGAUGGCAGCAUAACAUCGUUGCCCGCUAAGCAUGUGGACACGGGCAUGGGCUUUGAACGUUUAACUGCGCUCCUUCAAAACAAAUCGUCGAAUUACGAUACGGAUCUCUUUACGCCCCUCUUCGAUGGCAUACACAGUCUCUCAAAAGCACCUGUUUAUGGGGGCAGCUUUCCCGUGGCCGAAAAUUCUGCUCUGUUGGACACCAGCUACAGAAUACUUGCCGAUCAUGCACGCAUGGUCACCGCUUGCCUUGCUGAUGGCAUGUUGCCAGAUCAGAAUCAAAAGUUGCGUCGCGUGCUGCGAAAGGCGCUCAGCAUCUCGGAGCAAGUGUUUUCCCAUGAGAAUCUGCUCUCACAGCUGGUGCCGAUUGUGGUGGAGACGCUGGGCGAGGCCUACCCUGAGAUGUCGAGCAAGCAGCAGGCAGUCCUUGAGCUGAUUGCACACGAGCAGGAGGUGUACAAGAAUCUGCGCGAGAGCUCAUCGAAGAUAUUCGCUGAGGUGCUCACAGAGUUCCCCAACCUGGACGACAUUGAUCUGAUGGAGUGUCCUGGUUUUGUGCCUGCCUAUCGUGAGUUCCAAGUGCAACGCUCCAAGUUUGCCAACAACACGAUACCAGGCGACUUCCUAUACAAGCUGACGGACACUUAUGGUCUAACCGAAGACAGCUUCGUCAAGCUGGCCGAGCUGGAGAACAUGAACUGUGAUCUGGAGCGCUAUCGCGCUGAAUUGGCUUUGGCCAAGCUGAGGACCAAGGAACCGCAACGCAACAGUGGCAUCUAUGACUUGGCACUGCAGCAGCGCAUUGCAGAGGCGCAAGCCCAGCUCACCAUGCGCCUGGCAGCGACAGACAACAGUCACAAGUAUUUUUAUAGUUAUGAUGCACAAAGUGAAACCUACGCGAUUCCCACACUGAAUAGCCGCGUGCUGGGCAUCAUCCAAAACGAUGCAGAGGUCUCGCGCACACUGGGCAGUCGCUUGGGAGAGUCCACAGAUACGUUGUCCAUUGUCACAGCUGCCAGCAACUUUUAUUACGAGUCCGGUGGUCAGCAAUCGGAUCUGGGCAAAUUGCUGGUGCGAAACAAGCAAAAGCCCGAGCAGCCGCAUCAGUUGGAUGUGGUGGGUGUAAAGUGUCUGAACGAUUGUGUCGUCCAUGUCUGUCGCCUGGCCACACCCACCGAUGACUUUGAACUGGCCUUGGGGGAUGAGGUGUUGCUUGAAGUGGAUGCCCAGCAGCGACAGCUAAACACUUGCCAUCACACAGCCAUCCAUCUGCUAAACGCAGCCAUACGAUCUCUGUUCAACAAGGUGACGUAUCAGGUUUCCAGCGCGGUUAGCAGCGAUCAGUGCAAACUGGAACUGGGCCUAUUGGGCAAACGCAUACAAAAGGCCGAUGUGGAGCACAUUGAGGAUCUGAUCAAUCGCGCCAUCUGUUCCGGCUCAGCCGUCCAAGUGCAGCAGCUGAGCGCAGCGGAUGUGCUGCAGCAAAAUGAUAUAACGAUGGUACCGGGUGAGGUGUAUCCGGAGCAAGGACUGCGUCUGAUUAAUGUGCAAUGCCCAGAGCUAAAUCUAAGCUCCAAGGAGCUCUGCUGCGGCACACAUGUGACCAACACAAAGGAGCUGUCCUGCUUCUGCAUAGUCAAUCUCAAGCAAACAAAUCGAGCGCGCUUUGCUUUCACAGCUGUUGCUGGACAGGCUGCCGAGAAUGUUUUAAAAACAGCAGCUUUGCUGCGUCAUCGUGUGGAUUUGCUGGAGCAGCAGUUUCAAACUGACAAGCUUACAAACGCCACGGAGACUGAACUGCAAACUAUACGCCACAAUAUGUUGCACUCGGACAUUAAGCUGCCCUAUGCAUUUAAGUUGGACACCUUCAAUCGUAUUAACGACAUGCUACGUAAACUCAAGGAGACAUCGCGCACAACGCUCAAAGAAUUUGUGGAGGUGGAAAUGCGUAAUGUAUUGAUGGAAAAACCGCUGGACACACACCCUUACAUACUUCACUACAUUACCAGCUCGGCUCUGGUAGAGGAGAUUCCCUUGCAGCGUGCCACAAAACUAUGCACAGAUCGUCCCAUUCUGGUGGUUAGCAUGUGUGAGAACAUUGUCAAAGCACGCUGCUGUGUGCCGCAGGACUGCAUCAGCGACCAGUUUAAUGCACAGCUGUGGCUACAAUCCUUUGCGAGCACUUUUGGCGGCCAGGUGGGUGCGCCCAAGGGUCAGAAUGCGGCGAUCGUGUGCAACAUGAAGGGACGCAAAGUGAACACCCAGUUCGAGGAACAAUUGGAGCAGGCCAUGUGCAGCGCACAGGCUUAUGCCAAGCGCUAUUUGGAGUUCUAAUUUCGUGUGAGAGUCAGGAGCAAAAGUUAAGCAUUAAGUUUGCUAUUGUGAGCAAGAAUUUAAUGAAGACUAUUAUAUAUACGCAAAGAAUUUCAA
Molecule: messenger RNA, 3224 nt
Organism: Drosophila grimshawi
Lineage: Eukaryota; Metazoa; Arthropoda; Insecta; Diptera; Drosophilidae
Gene: AlaRS-m
Product: alanine--tRNA ligase, mitochondrial
Exons: 12
Coding region: 90-3128 (1012 amino acids)
Biological process (GO): alanyl-tRNA aminoacylation; tRNA modification
Cellular component (GO): cytoplasm; mitochondrion
Molecular function (GO): alanine-tRNA ligase activity; nucleic acid binding; amino acid binding
Source: RefSeq, a predicted model, not a curated record